This is a messenger RNA of Sinocyclocheilus rhinocerous, 842 nucleotides long. RefSeq names its product DNA excision repair protein ERCC-1-like. The annotation marks the transcript as partial. The transcript is spliced from 6 exons. The record is from RefSeq and is a predicted model, not a curated record. Gene Ontology annotation, cellular component: nucleus; ERCC4-ERCC1 complex; nucleotide-excision repair factor 1 complex. NCBI's taxonomy places the organism in Eukaryota, Metazoa, Chordata, Actinopteri, Cypriniformes, Cyprinidae. Gene Ontology annotation, molecular function: damaged DNA binding; single-stranded DNA binding. Gene Ontology annotation, biological process: UV-damage excision repair; mitotic recombination.
CAAAGUAGGAGCGAUGCUGCAGGGCAAAGCAGUGUAUACACAGCUGGUAGUGGAUCAGUUAGUACGUCCUCCACAGCCUCUGGAAAACCUGAGGCUGAGCAGCAAGGACCAGAAAAAGUACCAACAGAAGAUCAAACGAAAGAGGAAAGUCAGAGUUCGGAGAGUUGUAUCAUUCCUCCUCAUCUCUUUGGAUCUGGAAACAGUAUUAUUGUCAGUCCUCGACAGAAAGACCCUCAUCAUGCACUGAAAGAGCUUGCUCGAAUAUGCAUCAUGGCUGACUGUACCCUCAUUUUGGCCUGGAGUCCUGAAGAAGCAGGCCGUUACCUUGAGACAUAUAAAUCCUACGAGAAGAAACCUGCAGAUGUUCUGAAAGAACAAGUGGAGAAAAAUUACCGGUCCCAGGUUACAGAUUGUUUAACCACAGUAAAGUCUGUCAAUAAGACAGAUGCCAUGACUCUUCUGUCUACGUUUUCUUCUUUGGAGGGCAUCAUUAAGGCAUCUAAGGAAGAACUAGUUUUGUGUCCUGGACUUGGUCCACAAAAGGCAAGAAGGCUUUAUGAUGUACUGCAUCAGCCCCUCAUAAAGACCAAAAAGAAGGAAAGCUGAUAAAGCCAAACUGCUUUUCAUAAAAUCACCAACUGUCUUCAAACAGAGUGCCUACAAUAAGGAUCUGGGGCCAUAUAGCACAUGGUCGUCUGGAGGCUUCAGGCUCUUUGGCCUAUGAUGAUCUCGGCCUGUAAUUGGGGCAUAAACAGUCAUAAAUGCAGUGGUUUAAUUAAUUUUUGUAUAAAGUGUAACCUGCUUUUGUAAUUCUGUAAAUUCAAUCUGACUUAGUAGAAUGA